Molecule: messenger RNA, 2240 nt
Organism: Sinocyclocheilus rhinocerous
Lineage: Eukaryota; Metazoa; Chordata; Actinopteri; Cypriniformes; Cyprinidae
Product: homeobox protein Meis2-like
Exons: 12
Coding region: 789-2240 (483 amino acids)
Biological process (GO): regulation of DNA-templated transcription
Molecular function (GO): DNA binding
Source: RefSeq, a predicted model, not a curated record
CUGUUUUAAGGUUUGGACGCGUGCCCGACGCGCCGCGACGCCUCUUAGUUCUCAGCGCAUGUGAGUGGGAUCUGCGGAGGCUCCCCCCUCGCGCACUGGACGCUCGCCUCUCGCGCAGGCUUUGGCGUGGAGCUCGUGCAGGACUGGCUGCGCUCAGCGCCACUUCCGGCUUCCGUCAUUUCAUUCUCCCGCCGAUGCGCGCGGCUCAACUCUCUGCGUUCUAUAAGCGAGCGAGCGGCCGACCUGCCAGCACUCACUGACACUCACUCAUCUCAGCCCGCGCCAGAGACCGCCGCGCUUUCCACAAACUCUCCUCUUUUCCGUUUUUACUGUAGUAAUAAAACAAGAAAGCGGACCGGAGGCAUAAAGGAGACAGGGACUUGUGGGAUGAAAACGGGGCUAAAAAGAUUCAUCCUCUCUUGAACAUCAUCUCCAGCCAUCAUUCAUUCAUUACCUUGACAGCCUCUGGCUUUGAUUGACAGCUGGAGUGGCAAAAAGCCAUGAGACGCGACAGUUUAGUUACACGCGGGUUGUUGAUGGGCCGGCUGUAACCUUCAGUUUGGUGCUCGACUUUUUUUCUUUUCUUUUCUGGGGGGCAAAGAGGAAAAGAAGAAUAAUUGCAAAACUCUUCCUGAUGCCUGCGCUCGUUCUCAGCCGUAGUACUGGAGAAUAGGAGGAAUUCGCCGAGUUUGCUCGAAAAGGGGAUCUUUCACAGCGCAUGAGUUUGUGAGCGGACUGGGAAAUUCAAUCUACGACACAGAUCCAGAGGUUUAUUGGAGCGCAGGCUGAUGGCGCAAAGGUACGAUGAGUUGGCUCAUUACGGCGGCAUGGACGCGGUCGGUAUGUACGGGGAUCCUCACGCGCCUCGGCCGCUGCCGCAGGUCCAUCAUCUGAACCACGGACCGCCUCUCCACGCCAGCCAGCACUACGGCACACAUGCCCCCCAUCCCAAUGUCAUGCCCACCGGCAUGGGCUCAGCUGUCAACGACGUAUUAAAGAGGGAUAAAGAUCAAAUUUACGGUCAUCCUCUGUUUCCUCUGCUGGCUCUGGUCUUCGAGAAGUGUGAGCUGGCCACAUGCACUCCCCGAGAGCCCGGGGUUGCUGGAGGAGACGUGUGCUCCUCAGACUCCUUCAACGAGGACAUCGCUGUCUUCGCCAAACAGAUCCGCGCCGAAAAACCUUUAUUUUCUUCAAAUCCAGAAUUGGAUAAUUUGAUGAUACAAGCCAUACAAGUAUUACGGUUUCAUCUUUUGGAGUUAGAAAAGGUGCACGAACUCUGCGACAAUUUCUGCCAUCGGUACAUCAGCUGUUUGAAAGGGAAAAUGCCCAUAGAUUUAGUGAUUGAUGACCGGGAUGGCAACUCAAAAUCAGACCACGAGGACAUCUCGGGAUCUUCAACUAACUUAGCCGAUCAUAUGGGGAAAACGGACGGAUGGUUCCGCUCUGGCCGUCUCAAGAACCCAGCGUCCUGGAGAGAUCACGAUGAUGCCACGUCCACACACUCGGCCGGCACGCCGGGACCCUCCAGCGGAGGACACGCAUCACAGAGCGGAGACAACAGCAGCGAACAAGGAGAUGGUUUAGACAAUAGCGUGGCCUCACCCGGCACGGGCGACGAUGACGAUCCAGACAAGGAAAAAAAGCGACAGAAAAAACGGGGCAUCUUCCCCAAAGUCGCCACCAACAUCAUGCGGGCAUGGCUCUUCCAGCAUCUCACACACCCGUAUCCUUCAGAAGAACAGAAGAAGCAGCUCGCUCAAGACACAGGCCUCACCAUCUUACAAGUAAACAACUGGUUCAUUAAUGCCAGAAGAAGAAUAGUGCAGCCCAUGAUUGACCAGUCAAAUCGAGCAGGUUUUCUUCUUGAUCCUUCAGUGAGCCAGGGAGCGGCGUACAGUCCGGAGGGGCAGCCCAUGGGCAGCUUCGUGCUGGACGGACAGCAACACAUGGGCAUCCGGCCGGCAGGUGAGAUCCAGCGACCAUCUUCCUACGAUCACCUCUUCAACAUCUCACUUCUUUCUUUUAGACCGGGGGUGUCCUAUCCUGCUCUGGAAGCUCAGGUGAAUCGAGGCGUGCCGGGGGAGUUCGUACCUCAGCGUGGUCCUGUGGGCAUCACCUCCUCCACCAAAAGCCCCUCGUCUCUUGUGUUUGUCACACCGAUCUCCUCGUCACCCUGCGACCCGUGUGGCCAUGCUAACGCACAGACCCCCUCCUCGACCACGACUCCUCUGACCCCCUGA